AUGUGCAGUGAAUCGAAGCUCUCGCGGCUCUGCCGUUUGGUCGAUGACUGUCUCCGUCCGUACACUGAAUCCGGUGUCGUUUUGGUGACCAAAGAGCGAGAAAUCCUGGUCACUCUCUCUCAGCUUCUUCGACAAGUCAAGCUCUUGACCCAAGCACUUGACUCCGACUCUGAAAAUGGCCCAGUGAUAGGAUUGGAUUGUCAGAGUGAUUGCAUGUGUCUAACUAAAAUCGUAACUCACUUGAUAGUUUUGUUAACAGUGGAGAGUCAAUAUGUCAAGCAUCUGACGUGCAAUGUUCUAGUUGCUGUCUCAGAAUUCCUUGCUGCUUUGGGAAGCAACUGGGGUGCCUUUAUUCAUUUGUUGUGUGUUUGUAUGGAUUUGGCGAUCACUGUGGCAAUUCAAUGUACUUCAUCACAUUUGACAACUGAAGCUGAUGAUCUUCACUCUGGUUCAUCAAGUUUAGUUCUUGUGUUAAAAUGUAAGCUGGAAAAUGCUGACUGGUCUGUCGCAGCUGGUGUUGUUCGAGUUUUACGUGAUAUACGAAAAUAUUUGAAGUCGGAAGAUGAUGAUGUACUUGUUGAACUGUUCUUUGAUAAUGUCAAUUCUGUUCUUUCAACCGUCCCUUGGAAUUUAUUACAAGGGAUUCAUGUUGGACCAAAUCUUGUUGCUCAGAAAAGCUCUGGUGUGGAUGUUUUAUUUCAAAGAUCCUUGUUUCUGGGCAACUUGGUUCAGUUUCUCUGUUCCUUGGCUGAGCAAAGUGGUUCUAUGGAAGCUGCAAGUGGAUCUGUAGACAGGCAUCAUCCAAUUAUUUCUACAAUCAUCAACCUUGUACCCAAGCUUUUAUGUUUGUGCCUUGAUGAGCAAGCAGAUUGUGUUAACUUUAACAAGUGCAUCUCUCAAUACUUUAGACACAAGUUAUUGGUGCUCAUGAUCAGGCUCAUUUUCCAAACUUGUCAGGAAUUCUCAAUUCCUGUUACAUGGUUGCAACUUAUUCAUAAGUACUUUGAAGAUGUUUUGCGGAAUCCCUUUAAUCUUGAGAAUGAUCAGGAUGAUUGUCUGGAAGGCUCUCCGUUUCUUUCCAGUGUUUCUGAUGCAGAAGUAAAUAGUCUGUCUUCUCGCCAUCUGCAAAGACAGGCUGUUUUCCUUUUCCUGAGGUGUUCUUUUAGCUUGAUUAGCACAAAAGGAAGCACUAAAAACAAAUGUGCUUGUACAACUUGGAACUUACGCUUGACCUGUGAUUCAAAUGCAGAGCUUCUGUGUUGUGGAAGAAAGAAAGGUCUCUUGGAGCUUUAUAACUGGCUUCAAGGGCAUCUUCCAGCUAACAUGACAGUGGACCAUGAAAUGUAUUUUGUAGAAUGCGUUGACUUUGCCAAAUCCUUCAUCCAACUGUAUAUCAAAGAGGAUGAUGUAUUAUUCAAAGUGCUCUUGCAUAUGCUUUGUGUACCUUGUUGUGCAGAACAGGAUGAAAAGGAAAAGGUUGCAUUGGAGGAUUCGAAUAUGGCAAUUUACUUUUCCGUGUCUCAGAUAUUUUUUUAA
Prunus armeniaca (apricot) is the source of this 1536-nucleotide messenger RNA. The record is from the annotation of a GenBank genome assembly. Lineage: Eukaryota; Viridiplantae; Streptophyta; Magnoliopsida; Rosales; Rosaceae.